CUCCUCCAUCGCUUCUAUUUUCCCCAGGAUAUCCUCCGCAAGACCAAUUCCUCUGUAUAAUACUUUUACACCUUUUAAUACCCUUUAAAUCCCUUCACACACAUUCAAAAUGGGCAAGGACGCUUCUUUCGCUCCCGGUGACUCCGCCAAGGGUGCCAAGCUCUUCCAGACUCGUUGCGCUCAGUGCCACACCGUUGAGGCUGGUGGUCCCCACAAGGUCGGCCCCAACUUGAACGGUCUCUUCGGCCGUAAGACCGGUCAGGCCGAGGGCUACGCCUACACCGACGCCAACAAGCAGGCUGGUGUCACCUGGGAUGAGAACUCUCUGUUCUCCUACCUCGAGAACCCCAAGAAGUUCAUCCCCGGUACCAAGAUGGCCUUCGGUGGUCUCAAGAAGGGCAAGGAGAGGAACGACCUCAUCACUUACCUCAAGGAGAGCACCGCUUAAAUCACCUCACCGUCAUGAACCUUUCUAGAACCCGCCUGCCGAACAUUGUCCGCUUAUCCGCGCUGGAAACAGGCGGUGAGUCGGCAACCCGACAGUCAGGGACUGUAACAUUACCACGCCCUUGUUUACCCGCGAUAGACCUUUGGCGUUGCUGCGUUGGAACGAUACAGAUACAAUAGAGUCCUGUUUCCUUCCGCGAGCGCUGUCUACAUAUUCCCUUCUUGUUCUCUUUUUUUAACCCUCCGUCUCCUAUGUGUCCUCUACGAAUGUGUUACCUUCCAGCUCUUGUGUGUAUCAUGGUUUUAAAAACAAUUUGGUUGCUUGAG
Messenger RNA from Aspergillus costaricaensis CBS 115574, 774 nucleotides. RefSeq names its product c-type cytochrome. NCBI's taxonomy places the organism in Eukaryota, Fungi, Ascomycota, Eurotiomycetes, Eurotiales, Aspergillaceae. The record is from RefSeq and is a predicted model, not a curated record. Gene Ontology annotation, cellular component: mitochondrial intermembrane space. Gene Ontology annotation, molecular function: electron transfer activity; heme binding. The transcript is spliced from 5 exons. Gene Ontology annotation, biological process: mitochondrial electron transport, ubiquinol to cytochrome c; mitochondrial electron transport, cytochrome c to oxygen. Bases 110 to 448 code for a protein of 112 amino acids.